AGAAGAAGAAGAAGUACCGCUAGGGCUGUAGCUCCGGCGCUAACGGCUCGGCGUGUUCACGGCAAAGGUCGAUUUGUCGAGGUGGCCGAGUGGCACAGCUAGCUGCCGUUACUCCCCGCGGUUCCCUGAUAUGUCUGCACGUCUGUGCGCCAGCAUCCCGCACAGAGCCUCCUCCGCCUCCGUCUUGCUGCAGUACGCCAGAUGUGGUGCCCUGCCACCCUCUCAGAGAAGGCUGACCCAGCAUGCCCGCUUCUCCUCCCGGACUGGCUACAGCCCGGAGCAGCAGUGCUGCGGUGGUGGUCGCUGCAGGUCGCCGUCCCAGGUCCGACGGUACCGCUCGGCUCGACAGGACCUGCACUUCCAGCUCAACCAAGUCCAGAUCAACAGCGUUCUGCGAGCUAGUGAGCAGCUUGUGAGUGUUCCAGAGUUUGAUGGUAGGGGACUCAGUGCUGUCAGAAAGUUUGAGAGCAAUCAGCUUGCUGCUAACACACCUAAUGAGGACCGUCGGAGUGCAGCCACCUGCUUACAGACAAAGGGCAUGCUCUUUGGGCUGUUUGAUGGACAUGGGGGCUGGGCAUGUGCUCAGGCAGUCAGUGAGCGUUUGCUGUACUACAUAGCAGUGGCGAUGAUGCCUCAGCGAAGUCUAGAGGAGCUUGAAAGAUGUAUGGAGCAUGGAAGACCUGUCCCUCCCAUUUUGCAGUGGUAUAAACACCAUGGAGACCUUAACUUCCACGAGUCUGCCUCACUCUAUGUAGACCACCUCAGAGUCUUCUGGCAAGAAUUACUGGAUAGUGAGGAACAUGGGGACGGCCUGAGUCCAUGGGAUGCUCUGGAUCAUACCUUUAAGCGCCUCGACUCUGACAUCUCCCUUGAAGCUCAGGUCCCUCUUUCCAGUGACCUUAUGAGAAGCACAGCUAUACAGGUGGCGUUUUCUGGCUGCACUGCCUGUGUGGCCCACGUUGGCAUGGAGGGGAUCCAUGUAGCUAAUGCUGGUGACUGCCGAGCAGUGUUGGGGGUGCAGGAGGAGGAUGGGUCCUGGAGUGCCUUGCCCCUUUCUUGGGACCACAACGCCGAGAAUCAGGCUGAGCUGGAGCGGGUCAGGGCCCAACACCCAAACGAGAGAGAAUCAGUAGUCAUAGAGGACAGACUACUGGGGAUCCUGAUGCCCCUGCGCGCCUUUGGUGAUGUUAGAUUCAAGUGGAGUAGAGAACUGCAGCAGAGCGUUCUCGAUAGUCUGGACUCUGGAGUAGACCUGGACACUCUGAACAUGUACCACUACGCUCCACCCAACUUCCUCACACCGCCCUACCUGGAUGUGUCACCAGAGCUAACCUAUCACAAGUUGAGACCUCAGGACCGCUUUCUGAUUCUUGGCUCUGACGGGCUUUGGGAUGAGCUAGGGAGUGAGGAGGCUGUACAGCUUGUCGGGGAGCACUUGAGUGGAAUUCAUCUACAGGCUCCCGUUUCUCCAUCUGAGAGGCAACUAAACUUGGGUCAAAUGCAUGACCUCCUGCUGAAACGCCAGGCCCGUGCCUCUCCCGCUCUGGACCGCAACGCUGCCACACACCUCAUCAGGCAUGCCCUGGGCAAAGGGGACUAUGGAGAGCUAUGCCAGGAGAAACUGGCCUCCAUACUUGCACUUCCAGAGGACCUGGCUCGAAUGUACAGGGAUGAUAUUACAGUUACUGUUGUGUAUCUGAACUCGGACCUGGCCAAACCCCACCACAGCUAACGAAAAGCUUUUCUGAAUAUCAGAUGGACAUGCCACAUUAAUGCAACAUUUCUUCAACUUUCCUUUUCAAUACCAUUUCCAUUUCUUCUUUUUCUCUAUUUUUGGACGAAAAGGGGAAUUACUAGCGCUUAAAAUAAAAAAAUGAUUUGGAAACCUUUUUUUUUUUUUUACCCGAGAGGAGAUUGUGAAGUCUUGUUUCCUGUUCAGUUUAUGGCACUUUAGAUUUUUACCAAGGUUAUCUUUAUUCCAAUCAGUUUAUUAUUGUACAAGUCUUAAUUAUAUCACAGAUUUUAUUAGCCAUUGAUGUUUGCCCUGUCCUAAACUGUGAAAUGCAAUCUUCAAGGAUGAUUUGCUCACAAAUCUGAUAUGCAUCGUGUUGCAUAUCAGAGACGGGAAGUGGUUCAAGUUAAUGAUGGACAUGGUAAUAAUGCACAAAUUCACUUUCUAAUGUGUCUGACAAAAUCUGUGAAAUGUGUUUUGAUUUUUGUACCUGCAGUAUUUGGUUUUGGCCAUUCAUUGUGGAAGUUGUCUUUUCUAUUUGCUUUGCCGUAGUGAAUAUUUACUUUUUGUCAUUUGUGAAUGUGCUGUCUUGUUUUGUCACUGAAAUACAUUUAAAGUGACACUUUGAUGAAAAAGGGUUACAUAUGUGACCUGUUAAACAGUUGGAGAUUGCAUUGUUUUACAUGUGAUGAAAAGCACAAGCACCUAGUUUAAAAAGUAAUGAAACACUUUAUCUUGGUCACUGUCUAAAGAAUCAACUGCUGUUAAAAGUUUGAACUUCUGCUGCCAGAAACAGACAGACCUUGCAAAACCAGCAGCGUUAACCUGCCGUUUGCUGACUGUCACAGGAACCUGUCCUGCUUCUCAGGUCUUUUAUAAGCACUAGCAUGCUGUCUUGGCUGAGAAAUGUGAAUACCUGUUUGACAUAGAUUAUCCCGUGGGGAUCCAGAGAUGCAAACAUGAUGUAAGUACUUAAAAGAUAAAUUUUAGAUAAUAAAAGCUACUUAC
Messenger RNA from Lampris incognitus (smalleye Pacific opah), 2740 nucleotides. It is a transcript of the gene pdp2, whose product is annotated as putative pyruvate dehydrogenase phosphatase isoenzyme 2. The record is from RefSeq and is a predicted model, not a curated record. Gene Ontology annotation, molecular function: protein serine/threonine phosphatase activity; cation binding. The transcript is spliced from 9 exons. Bases 131 to 1732 code for a protein of 533 amino acids. Lineage: Eukaryota; Metazoa; Chordata; Actinopteri; Lampriformes; Lampridae. Gene Ontology annotation, biological process: protein dephosphorylation.